GAUUCUGACGGAGAGGAAGCGGAGGCCGUGGGUGAGAGACCGUGGGAGAGAGGCCGUGAUGCCAAGACGGGAACGAUGAAUGAGGGAGGAGAGAUGAAGAUCUACUGCCCGAUCUGCAACUGGGUGGUGAUCAGCCUGCCCGCCCUGGAGGACCACAUGAAGCAGCACAGGCGCCGGACCGAGUCUGUGCUGUACCAGUGCCCCUACUGCCCAUACAGCACGGACAAAGCGGCCACUCUGAUCGGCCACCAGAGGAGCCAUGCCGACGAGAAGCUCUACAAAUGCUGGGUGUGCGAUGAAGUUUUCGCGAAUUCGAAAGACUACUGCUCCCAUCAAAGCAUGCACAUCAAUCGGGCGCGACGCAGGAAGUCGAUCGUCCCACCGCCAAGAGACGUCUCAUCAGAAAAGAGAAUCCGCGUGGGCGAGAGGCCCUACCACUGCAAUGUCUGCGGGGUGGACUUCACUCAGUCGCAACACCUCCUCAAACACCAGAGGAUCCACACGAACGAGAAGCCGUACGUGUGCGCCGUGUGCGGCAAGGCGUUCGUGCACCCGAGCACCCUCGUCAUCCACACUCGGGUCCACACGGGCGAGAAGCCGUACAAGUGUGCCACGUGCGGCAAGGCAUACAGCCGAUCGACGGCUCUCAUCCACCACAAGAGGACCCACACGGGCGAGAAGCCCUACGGGUGCACAGUGUGCGGGAAGCGAUUUGCCCUGUCGAAGGUUCUCGUCAAACAUGAGAGGACCCACACGGGCGAGAGGCCCUACGAGUGCACCACGUGCGGCAAGUCCUUCACCCAGUCGGGCACCCUGGGUAUCCACAAGCGCACCCACACAGGCGAGAGACCGUACACGUGCGACGUGUGCGGCAGGUCGUUCACGCACUUGGGCACCCUCCACGUACACAAGAAGACGCACUCGGGUGGGAGGUCCCUCACGUGCCCCACACGCGGGAAGGCCUCCUCCGAGGCAGGGGGCUUCCGGGCGUGCCGGCAGGCCCGCGUGGGCUCUAGCGCGUCGACGCCGCCGGCUCGUACCCCCCUCCUCCGCCGCUGCGCCCGCGGGCGGACCGGGCUCCACAAGGGUGGGACUGCCGCUGGGGAGGUCGUGGCGAGCCUCGGGGGCGAAGGUCUCAUGGCAACCGACUCAGAAACCCCCUCGGUGACCCCCUCGGCUACCCCCUCGGCAUCGCUAACAUCAGAAUACGGAGAGACCCUCAGCUUUGAGACGUUGCCAGGGGUCAAGGUAGAAUGCGUCGGUGAAGAUCCUUCCACCUCCAUUCCGAUCGUAAAGCGAGAGCGCGGAGGGAUUGCCAGCUUCGAGAUGUGGUCAGGGGUGAAGGUGGAAUGUGAUGGUGAAGAUCCUUCUGCCUCCUUACCGAUCGUGAAGCGGGAACGGGAAGAAAGCCCCGACUGUGAGACGCGGCUGGGGUGAAGGUGGCACACUGGAGGCCGAGUCUCUGCUUUGGGAACGGAUGUUGAGGUCUAUGUGGGAAGCGUGAAGGACACUCCAAUCAAGCAUGUCGAGUGAGUCCUCGACUGGGACCUUUGUUAAUUUGGUGGCGCGGGUGGAGGAGGUGCACUACACAGAGGGGGCAGGUCUCUUAGAGUGGAGAUUAUGGCGUGCGAUACAACGGCUGUUCGAAAGCACGAGCGAGUCUGCACGACUGUGAAGGUACACAAUGUAGAGGCAAUAUUUUUUGUUCUGAGAACAGAUACACGUGAAGUGAGAACUACAUAGACUUUUAUUUUACCAGGUAAGGGCCCACCACUGAGCCACAUAGCUAUCUUUCAGAAGCGACCUGGCCAACACAAAUUAUACCUCAAUGAAGCGGCCUACCAUCACGUGGACACUUAUAGCAGCAUACUCUUAGGUUUUUUCGGUAAAGUCACGUAGGGGAAAGUAAAUAAAUAAUACAAAUACAUAACAAUAGAAAUAAAAUAAUAAAUCACGACGUUUCGUAGGCAGCACAAGCUUCCAUCAUAUUUAUUAUUUUAUUUCUAUUAUAAUUUCUACUAUUUGUAUUAUAACAUUUUCUUAUUUAUUUAUUUUUCCCUACGUGACUUUCCUGAAAAAACCUAAGAGUAUGAAUCCCUACAGUCACGAAACCUUCAAAUCUAGAACUUAUAGCAGCAACCAAAUACAGUAAAAUCUUGGAUUGUGAGCAUAAUUCGUUCCGGAAACGUGCUUGUAAUCCAAAGUACUCGUAUAUCAGUUGUGAUCACGUGACGCUCGGCAGACAAAGCGUACUACUCGUAUUGCAAGACCUCGCUCGUUUAUCAAAUUUAUAUUUAUUUAAAAAUGUUGCUCGUCUUGCAAAACACUCGCAGACCAAGUUGCUCGCAAUCUAAGGUUUUACUGUACUCUCUAAACGCCUGGUGAUGUUGAUUCUAAACGUCGGGGUGGGGGUGGG
Molecule: messenger RNA, 2416 nt
Organism: Lethenteron reissneri (Far Eastern brook lamprey)
Lineage: Eukaryota; Metazoa; Chordata; Hyperoartia; Petromyzontiformes; Petromyzontidae
Product: zinc finger protein 664-like
Biological process (GO): regulation of transcription by RNA polymerase II
Cellular component (GO): nucleus
Molecular function (GO): DNA-binding transcription factor activity, RNA polymerase II-specific; RNA polymerase II transcription regulatory region sequence-specific DNA binding
Source: RefSeq, a predicted model, not a curated record